This is a messenger RNA of Musa acuminata AAA Group (dessert banana), 3836 nucleotides long. Its product is annotated as probable pectate lyase 12. The record is from RefSeq and is a predicted model, not a curated record. The transcript is spliced from 4 exons. Gene Ontology annotation, molecular function: pectate lyase activity. NCBI's taxonomy places the organism in Eukaryota, Viridiplantae, Streptophyta, Magnoliopsida, Zingiberales, Musaceae. The coding region runs from base 2272 to 3738 and encodes 488 amino acids.
AUACAACAUCUUGUAGUAAUGAUACCACUGAUAUGUUAGCUCUAUUAUUGGACCUUAAUACUUGGGGAUGAAGUUAGCAUGCUGUGCUUCCCCUGGGCAAACCCUCAAUUGGAGCUACACAGGCAUGUGGUUCUUUCUCAAAAGGUAUAUUGUGUGUCAUUAUUUGUGUUCUGGUUUCUUCAAUAUUUUGUAAUGAUUUCGUUCAUCAUGUUGUUCAAGAAACCUAGCAUCUGAUUGUGCUGGAAAAAAAAUAAAUGACUGUAGGUUUUAUUGUCCCUUGUAUCGACAACUUUUAUAUGUGAGAAUGACAUCUAUCUGUAGUUCAUGUGAAAUAAUAUUUCUUGCGCCUAUUGAAAACAAUGGAGGGAAGCCAGGAUAGGAUGCAAUGUCAACAAAAAAAGGUCUGAAGUAGAUUAUCUGCAUUUUGAGUUGUCACUGAUGAUUUUGGGCUUCUACUGAAUUAACUUGUGGCACACUACAAUAAGCCUAAACACUAACCAGUCAAAUGUAUAUUCAUGAUCACAUUGGACCUUCUUUUUGCAUCAGUUCUGAAAUGAACUGCACAAAUUGCCCUGGAACUGCCAAGAAGAGCUUAUAUUGUGUUGUUCCUGUACACAAUUGCUUUUCCAAACUAGUUCCUUGUAAUUUACAGCAUGUGGAAAUGCAUGAACUCUUUCUCCUGAACCAUUAUUGAUCAAUCCAUCAGCAUUGAUAUUGUCACUAUCUCAUGCAACACAACAGAGCCCAGACAGAUUUGUCCUGUCAAUAUGAGCAAGAGAGAAAUACUUCUCAAACUGAUUCCUUAUUCCACUGGUAUCAAUCUGGUAAUCAGUGCUGAGAGAGUUAACCGAAUAAUAAUAGAUAGAUCAGUAAUCCACUAGUCUUAAUCAGGUACUCUUUGUUUGAACACCAGCCCCCAAACUCUCCCAGUCUUUUUUACCAGAAUAGUACACCUGAUUUAGAUCAUCUUAGUGCAUGCAGAGUUGCAAACAUGACAUCCACAGUUGAUCGAUCACCCCACAAUUAUCCACCUGGAAGAAAAGAAUCCUUGCACAGGGGACAGUAGAUCAUGGCCACCACUUGUGAACUGGUUUCCAUACUUCCAUGAGACUCUAAUGAUUCAUAGCCGAAGUUUGAUUGGAUGUAGAGGAGAAAGAAAAAAAGAUCAGGGUUUUGAGAGGAAGGAGAAUAUGUUCUGCCUCAUAUGAAUCCAACUUUGUAGGAACUCCUUUCUAGUGCAAGUUCUAAGACCUCCUACCAGUCAUACAAAGCUGCAUACAGUUCAUUUCUCCAAAGCCCAUGUUACCUGUGUAGAAAAGGAAGCUGAAACCAUGAACUCCACAGAAGAAAGGUGCAUUCCAGUGUACUUACUUAGCUGUCUGAAAACAUAUUUUAUGAAUCUUAUUGUUCUAUAAUUAUGAGUUGUGGUGAGUUAUGGUCAGAUAUAGCUUUUUCUUCUGUUCUGAGUUGUGGAUGAAGCAAUGGCAUGUCCAGGUCUGUGUUUGAACCAUAUGCUUCUAGUUAAGAAGGCAGACAUAGGCCAAGACAUUUAUGAGCAAAGCAAGACUAAGAUGAGUUACACAAAGCAAGCAAAUGAUGCUGGUUGAGAACAUGAAGAGACUUGAAUGACAUUUUAAUGUAGAGUCAAUCUGUAUAGCUACUCUAAUUUUUCUCCUGAAGCACACAUUUUAUAUAGUGACAUAAAUCAUUCAUCUCCUAGACAUAGAUUUAACAUUUCAUGUACAACCACUAUAUCAAAUUAGCUUUGGGCAAUCAUCUGCUAAGCUAUAAAGUGAAGGUGGCAUACCUAGUGAUGUCAUGUGAAAAUUAACAUUGGUUUCGGAAAACACACACAGAGGUUAUGAAGAUCAUAUCGAACUCACUUAGAAAUAAGUUAAAUAAAUCAACGAGCCAGCCAUCAUAAAUGGUUUAGCCAAGUCUUUUGUGACACAGCAAGAGGAGUAAAAGCUAAAAUAGAGAGCAGCUGACGAAGUAUCAGAAACUGUGUUACAUCGAUUAUCCAUGAGAUAUGCCUGAGAUCUUUUCUCUUCAGUGAAUGCGGGUGAGAUGAAGCACUCCCAAGCCGUCGUCCCUCAUCGCAUCAAAACCAUUAUUCUUAUUUUUUUUUUCCCUUUCUCAUAAGUAAUUAAAGAUUUCCCAUAUCCAAUUUUUUUUAUUAUUAUAAAUAACCCCACCCCCACUCCCAUUCCGCCCAAAUCCGCCUCUUUCAGCUCGCUUCGCUAUCGCUCCCUCUUCCCACCACCACCAACCAUGCUCCUCCACCACCGCCAUCGCCUUCCCGCCCACAUUCUCCUUUUCUUGCUCUCAUUCCCUCUCUUGACGGCCGCAUCGCCCUUUCCCAACUCCUCCCUGCAUCUCGACGCUCACCGCGACCCCGAUUCCGUCGCCCGCGAGGUCCAGAGGAAGGUGGAGUUCUCCCACCGGCGUGCCCUCCUGGCCGCGGGCGCCAAGGACCAGUGCGUCACCGGCAACCCCGUUGAUGACUGCUGGCGGUGCUCCGGCUCGGACUGGCGGCAGGACCGGCAGCGACUCGCGGACUGUGGCAUCGGCUUCGGCCGCGAUGCCCUGGGGGGGAAGGGCGGGCCGAUCUACGUGGUGACGGACCCGUCGGAUCGCGACCCGGUGAAUCCCGCCGCGGGCACCCUCCGGUACGGCGCCAUCCAGGAGGGGCCCCUGUGGAUCACCUUCGCCCGCGACAUGACCAUCCGCCUCAACGAGGAGCUGCUGGUGAACAGCUUCAAGACCAUCGACGGCCGUGGCGCCGUGGUCCACAUCGCCGGCGGCGCCUGCAUCACCCUUCAGUACGUCUCCAAUAUCAUCAUCCACAACGUGCACGUCCACCACUGCGUCCCCGCGGGCGAGGCCAACGUGCGCUCCUCCCCCACCCACUACGGCUGGCGCACCCGGUCCGACGGCGACGGCAUCUCCAUCUACAGCGGGCGCAAGAUCUGGGUGGACCACUGCGCGCUGUCCUACUGCGCCGACGGGCUCAUCGACGCCGUCAUGGGCUCCACCGGGAUUACCAUCUCCAACAAUCACUUCUCGCACCACAAUGAGGUGAUGCUGCUGGGUCACAACGACGACUACCUGCCGGACUCGGGGAUGCAGGUGACCAUCGCGUUCAACCGGUUCGGGGAGGAGCUGGUGCAGCGGAUGCCUCGUUGCCGGCGCGGUUACUUCCACGUUGUGAACAACGACUUCACGGCGUGGCAGAUGUACGCCAUCGGCGGCAGUGCCAACCCCACCAUCAACAGCCAGGGCAACCGCUACAUCGCCCCCACCAACCCCGGCGCCAAAGAGGUGACGAAGAGGGUGGAAACGGAGGAAAGCGACUGGAGCGGAUGGAACUGGCGGACGGAGGGGGACGUGAUGGUGAACGGAGCGUUCUUCGUGGCGUCCGGGCAGGGGCUUGAGGCCAAGUACGCCAAGGCCUGGAGCGUCGAACCCAAGUCCGCGGCGCUCAUCGACCAGCUCACCGGCAACGCGGGCGUCCUCGGUGGGCCCAGGGACAACAGCGUGGGACCGGGGAACUCCGGAGUCAACUAUGUUGGGUCCGCCACCACUCAAGACGGUGGCGAAGGCGGAUAUGGGUCCCUUGGUAUGGUGUUUGCAAGCGUCGCGCCACCGCCAUCUGCUCCGCCAAUCUUCUCCUCCGUCAGUAUCUUCUUGUCUUUCUAUUUAAUUGUCGCAGCUCUCUUCUCUCUUUGUAGACCCUGAAGCUGAAAUAGAAAAGCGUUGUUGUUUCGGAAGAUCAAAAAAAUGCAGAUGUAAAUGAUUCUCUUGUAGUUUGAUCUAAUUGCCGUCACAGUUCUCUA